AUGCCCGCCGCUAUUGUCAACCGAGGUGCCAACCUCCCGACUACCUUGGAGGCUUGCCAUCAGCGCAUCGCUCAGCUCGAGGAGACCAAUUAUAUUCAGUUCGUCACGCUUGAAAACACGCGCGGCGACCUCGAAGAGGCUCGUCACUCGAUCCACCUAUGCCGGCGCCGCUAUCAGUACAAUACCCAGCACCAACAUAUUCAGUGCUGCGAGGGGGGACACGAAUCGAAUAGCGGCCCCCGCAGGAACUCAGGAGGGAAGAGGUUUCGCGAGCCCGACGGGGGAUUCAACGAGCCCGAGCAUCCGCCCAAACGUACGUCCUCAUCCCUUCGACCUUCGGACGCCAGGGACGACCGCGACAGGCGGCCAGUCUCCAACCCGCCGGAGGAUCGACGGCUUUGGACACCGGGACGACAGGAGUCUCCUGCGCCCGAGCAACGCUCCGCGACGGCCGCGUCAUUGUCUGACGCGGGCUGGGGGGGAGGGACAGGGACGAACGAGACGAGGGUUACUUGGGGAUCGAGCGGCGAGCAUGUAGCCCCGCCUACUCCGAGCACCGCGACCACCGAGGGCGCGAAGACCGUGCCCACUGCGCCGCCGGCCUCGACCGCUGACCAGCCAGCAAUAGCGGCGGCGGCGAGUGACCAGGCCGUCGCGAUCACGCCGAGCUCGUUCUACGAGGCCCCUACCACUGCCGCCUUCGUCGAGCUCGUCAAGAAACGGCCGGAGAUGGCGCCCCAAGG
This is a messenger RNA of Gloeophyllum trabeum ATCC 11539, 743 nucleotides long. RefSeq lists its product as uncharacterized. The record is from RefSeq and is a predicted model, not a curated record. The transcript is spliced from 2 exons. The annotation marks the transcript as partial. NCBI's taxonomy places the organism in Eukaryota, Fungi, Basidiomycota, Agaricomycetes, Gloeophyllales, Gloeophyllaceae.